GAUUGUGCAACCCAAGCCACUCCCCAUCGUCCCGUUCAGCUCACGAAAGAAGAGAGCAGAGAGGUGAGACCAGUCCGAAAAUCCAACCGGAGACUUCAAGAAAUGGAAGCCGCCGGCCCACAAACGCAGCCGCCGGCGCCGCACCCAUUGGUGGCUCCGCUGUCGUUUCUGCUGGGCAAGUGGCGCGGCGAGGGCGAGGGAACCUUCCCCUCCAUCGCCCCGUUCCGCUACGGCGAGGAGAUCCUCUUCUCCCACCACCCUUCCAAGCCGGUGAUCUCGUACACGCAGAAGACGUGGAAGGCGGCGUCCGGCGACCCGAUGCACGCCGAGAGUGGGUACUGGCGGCCCCGCCCCGACGGCUCCGUCGAGGUGGUCAUCGCCCAGAGCACAGGCCUCACCGAGGUCCAGACGGGUUCAUAUGACAGUGAAAAGAAAACAGUGACACUCCAAAGCGAACUUAUUGGCAAUGCAUCAAAGGUGAAGCAGAUCACGAGGGCUUUUCAGGUGGUGGAUGGGGAGCUCUCAUACGUCGUUCAGAUGGCAACAAUCACAAACAGUCUACAGCCGCAUCUGAAAGCGCUUCUCAAGAGGAUCUGAGCAAUCUCCUUGGGUGGGAUUGCGGUAACAUACCGUAUCUGAAGCUCUAGAUUCUUUGGGAAACUUAAAGUUCAGCUAAUAAGGAGCUUCUACUCCCUCCGUCCGAAAAAACUUGUCCCUCAAAUGGAUGUAUCUAGCACCAACUGGAACAAGCUUGGGACAAGCUUUUCCGGACGGAGGGAGUAUUUAUUAUUUGCGAGAACAUGAAAACCUAUCAUUUGCUGGUGGAAUCUGAAGAUUAUUCAGGGCUUACUUUCGUAUAAGCUUUUAUGAGCGUCA
Molecule: messenger RNA, 876 nt
Organism: Triticum dicoccoides
Lineage: Eukaryota; Viridiplantae; Streptophyta; Magnoliopsida; Poales; Poaceae
Product: UPF0678 fatty acid-binding protein-like protein At1g79260
Exons: 4
Coding region: 103-597 (164 amino acids)
Source: RefSeq, a predicted model, not a curated record